Melampsora larici-populina 98AG31 is the source of this 339-nucleotide messenger RNA. RefSeq lists its product as uncharacterized. Gene Ontology annotation, cellular component: Atg12-Atg5-Atg16 complex; phagophore assembly site membrane; cytoplasm. The record is from RefSeq and is a predicted model, not a curated record. NCBI's taxonomy places the organism in Eukaryota, Fungi, Basidiomycota, Pucciniomycetes, Pucciniales, Melampsoraceae. The transcript has 4 exons. The coding region runs from base 1 to 339 and encodes 112 amino acids. Gene Ontology annotation, biological process: nucleophagy; C-terminal protein lipidation; autophagosome assembly.
AUGUCUUCUACUGAUGAUCCAAUCAUCAUCGAAGCUACAAAAGCUUUAGAUGAUUACAAAAAAAGAGAUCUAUCAAAAGUGGUCGUACGUUUCAAAGCAACUGGUGCUGCACCGAUCAUGAAGCAAAACUUUUACAAGAUCACUGCUUCUAAUCGGUUUCAGACGGUCAUUGCUUUCUUACGUAAAGAAUUAGGUCUUAAACCUUCAGAUUCAGUCUUUCUUUACAUCAAUUCUUCUUUUUCUCCUGCGCCUGAUGAUACAGUCGUGAACUUAUUUAAAUGUUUCUCAACUGAUGGACAUUUGAUUGUAAACUAUAGUUCUACAGCGGCUUGGGGUUAA